AUGACAGAGAUGAUUAAUGUAAGUAUGAAUGAGGAUGAGUGGAAGAAGCGCAAAAAUAAUGGAAUUCUGUACGAAGCUCUGAUAAAAGAAGAAAAGCAGACGGUGAUCCAACUCUGCAAACAAUUUCCUGAGGGCGCUCUGCACAUACUCACAGUACACAAGGAUACCGUCCUCCACAUGGCCGCUUACGCCCAGCUUGGCGAUUUGACGAAGAAGCUGCUGGACGACGUCCCGGACGUGCAUCUCGACAAGAUGACCCGCCAGAACCACAUAGGAAACACCGUCCUGCACGAGGCCGCCACCAGCAGCGACGUUGCCCUGGCAGAGGCGGUGCUGCAGAUAGCGCCGGGACUGCUCGGCAUGAUCAACCACGAUGGGGAGACGGCGCUGUUUCGGGCCGUGCGCUACGGGAAGACGAAGGUCUUCCGUUUUCUUUCAGAGAAAAUUUCGACGUAUGAUCCCGACAGCCAGCAGGCCUUCCUGCAGAACAAGGAUAAGACCACCAUUCUACACGCUGCCGUCCAGGUUAAGCGAUUCGGUGAGUUCCAUUUGCUUUGA
Molecule: messenger RNA, 558 nt
Organism: Malania oleifera
Lineage: Eukaryota; Viridiplantae; Streptophyta; Magnoliopsida; Santalales; Ximeniaceae
Exons: 1
Coding region: 1-558 (185 amino acids)
Molecular function (GO): protein binding
Source: RefSeq, a predicted model, not a curated record